AUGCAAACAAUUUUUAUCAACAAGAAGUCUUAUUUACUUAUGGAUACAAUUGGUAAAGGAAGCUUUGGAACAGUUUAUAAGGCUGAAGAUUAAUCAAAUAAAAAACUUGUUGCUAUCAAAAUAUAGCAAUAUAUAUCAGAAAAUGAGUUUAAUCUAAUACGAACAUUUUUAGGUAAAGAGUUUAAAAAUCUUGUAAACGUCUUCGAUUACUAAAUUCAACAAAAUUAGAUAUUUAUAGUUAUGGAAUUAGGUUUGAAGUCUUUGUAGAAUAAAAUAUCACAUACUAUGGUCACUCCAAAAGAAGCCAGAUAUGUCAUGAAGCAAAUUGCGAAUGGAAUCAAUGAAUUGCACUCUCUAGGUAUUGUUCAUAGAGAUUUGAAACCUGAAAAUAUUCUUAUUUUUACUUUAGAAGAUUAGGGUAGAACUCAAGAAGUUUACAAGAUUUGUGAUUUCGGAACUACUAAAGAUAUUUAGAAAAUUAAGACACCAUGCGUUGGAACACCUUAUUAUUUAGCUCCGGAAUAGUUGGCUCAAAUUCCCCUUUAAAAUUAGUAAGCCACUUAUGAUUAAAGUGUUGAUAUUUGGGCAUUUGGUGCAUUAAUGUAUGAAUUGUUUACGGGCUCUCCACUAUUUAAUGGUAAAAUUUAUAAAUUUAAGUUAGGCAGAGCCAUUCCAGAUAUACAUAAAAAAAUUAAGACGCUUGAAAUAGAAUAAGAGAUUAGAAGACUUCAAUUGUUAGAAGAUAAGUAUAAAGAGCUCUUAAUCAAUAUGUUAUAAAGAGAUCCAAAAAAGAGAAUAACAAUUGAAAAUAUAAAAAAAGAAUUGUCAGAAAUUGCACCACAGAACUUGGUAAACAAAAAUGUUCAAAUUUAAAGAAUUAAUGUGCCUGCCAUUUUAUUAAAUUAAUAGGCAUUUUAAAAAGAAGGAAUAAGGAUUCCUAAUGAUAGUCGAAAUUAAUAAUAACUUAACAUUAAUCAGACCUAAUCUCGAUUCUAAGAUAAUAAACUGAUUGAAGUAAGAAUUAAAUUGAUAAAAGUUCUCGAAAAUUGCAUAACCAGGAAUCUAAUAGAAGCCAUUUUAAUAGAAUAAUGGCCAGAUUAUUUAAAAUUAGGGUAACUAGUAAUAAUACUUAAAUCAAAAUGAUGGCUUUGCAAGAUUAAGUAGAGAAUAGUUCAAAUCUAUAAGACAGAUGUAUUUUUCCCCACAAAGAUGAUUUAUUUUGUUCAAAUAACUUUCAUUAAUUU
Messenger RNA from Paramecium octaurelia, 1244 nucleotides. NCBI's taxonomy places the organism in Eukaryota, Ciliophora, Oligohymenophorea, Peniculida, Parameciidae. The record is from the annotation of a GenBank genome assembly.